AUUGCUAAAGUGAAGAAUGCAAUUGAAAUUUUUUUAACCAAACAGAUAAAUGGCUCUGCAAACUUCUCUUUCAAUGAAGAAGAGAUGAAAACGGUCAUGGAUUUUUUGGAUGAGCCUCUUGAACACGUGUAUCCGUCUCCUGGGCCAGUAGAAGUUUUAGCCACGGUGACAGAAUCACUCACAGGUAUCUCAAGAAAUGCAAGCUCCAAUGUAUUUUUCAAGCAACAUGAUUACAUCAUCGAAUUUUUUUAUUAUGCUACGGUCUUGAAGCCAUCUCUCAACUUCACAGCUGCUGUGAAGGUAACCCGUUCUGAUGGCCAUCAACUGACUCCUGAAGAAAGAAGCAAUCAUGUAGUCAUAACGGCGACACAGAGAAUCUAUACUGAGAAACUAUACUGGAGCAGAUGGGACAGGACAGAUCAGGAAAUAGGGACUGUCCAGGUCACAAAUCAUACUGUCCCGCAAAAUGGAAUCUUCAAGAUUGAAUUCCGAAUCCUGGACGAUUGCAGUGAGCUGCAAUUGAAGGCCUGUUUUCUGGAUAGUGUGGAUAGUAUCGCAGUUCACGGCAUGUUUAAAUCUCCUAGCAAAACCAUCCAGCUAAAAACAAGAGAUGAAAAUAUAAAGGUGGGAUCACCUUUUGAGUUGGUGGUUAGUGGCAACAAGCAAUUGAAGGAGGUAAGCUAUAUGGUGGUGUCCAGGGGACAGUUGGUGGCUGUAGGCAAGCAAAAUUCAACAGCCUUCUCCUUAACACCAGAAAAUUCUUGGGCUCCAAAAGCCUGCAUCAUUGUGUAUUACAUUGAAGAUGAUGGGGAAAUUAUAAAUGAUGUUCUCAGAAUUCCUGUUCAGCUUGUUUUUAAAAAUAAGAUACAGCUGUUUUGGAGUAAAGCUAAUGCUGAACCAUCUGAGAAAGUCUCUCUGCGGAUCUCUGUGACACAGCCAGGCUCAGCAGUCGGGAUUGUAGCUGUCGACAAAAGUGUGAAUCUGCUGAAUGUCUCAAAUGAUAUCACAAUGGAAAAUGUGGCCCAUGAAUUCGAACUUUAUAACACAGACUACUAUUUAGGGAUGUUUAUGAAUUCUUUUGCAGUCUUUCAGGAGUGUAGCCUCUGGAUAUUGACAGAUGCAAACCUUGCAAAGGGUGACAUUGAUGGUGUUUAUGAUGGUAUAGAUCCGGUCCAGUUUUUGGAGAAACAGGAAGGAUAUUUGGUCAAUUUUCAUGACUCUUCUUCAGGUAGCAGUCCACGUGUCAGAAAGCAUUUUCCAGAGACCUGGAUUUGGCUAGACACCAACAUGGGGUACAGGAUUUAUCAAGAAUUUGAAGUUACUGUACCUGAUUCUAUCACUUCUUGGGUUGCAACUGCGUUUGUGAUCUCUGAGGAUUUAGGUCUUGGACUGACAACUGCUCCAGUGGAGCUACAAGCCUUCCAGCUGUUUUUCAUCUUUUUGAAUAUUCCCUACUCUGUCAUCAGAGGUGAAGAAUUUGCUUUGGAAGUAACCAUAUUCAAUUAUUUAAAAGAUACCACUGAGGUUAAGGUGAUCAUUGAGAAAAGUGAUGAUUUUGAUACUCUGAUGGCUUCAAAUGAAAUCACUGCCCCAGGAACCUAGCAGACUGUCCUGGUUCCCAGUGAGGAUGGGGCAAAUCUUUUCCCAGUUACACCAGCACACCUGGGAGAAAUUCCUGUCACGGUCACGGCUGUCUCACCUGCUGCUUCUGAUGCCGUCACCCAAAGGCUUUUAGUGAAGGCUGAAGGAAUAGAAAAAUCCUAUUCACAAUCCAUCUUACUAGACUUGAUGGACAGCAGGCAACAGACUUCCCUGAAAACUCUGAGUUUCUCCUUCCCUCCUGAUACAGUGAGCGGUAGUGAAAGAGUUCAGAUCACUGCGAUUGGAGAUAUUCUUGGUUCUUCCAUCUAUGGCUUAGCCUCACUAAUUUGGAUGCCUUAUUGCUGUGCUGAACAGAACAUAAUAAAUUUUCCAAAUAUUUGUGUUUUGGAUUGCCUGACUAAAGAGAAACAACUGACAGAUUUAAGAGAAAAAGCCCUUUCGUUUAUGAGGCAAGUCAGUGUGGUGAUUGUCCUUGUGUUGUUACAAAUGAGGACGGCCCUCCAUUUGGCCUCUGCCAGUGGCCACGGAGGCGUGGUGACUCUUCUCCUGGAGCGAGGCUGCCAGGUCGAUGCGCAGGACAGGAAGAAAAGGACGGCGCUGAUUAAGGCCGUACAGUGCGAGGCGGAGGAGUGCGUGGACAUCCUCCUUAAAAGUGGAGCGAACGUCAAUGCCGCAGAUGUGCUUGGCAACACCGCGCUCCACUAUGCGGCACGCCUCGACACCGCAUCUAUCGCGGAGAAGCUGCUGUCCCACGCCGCGGACAUGGACGCGAAAAACCAGCAGGGGCAUUCACUGGUGCUGGUGGCCACGCGGCCCACCACGUACACCCCAGGGUCUUCCGUGCUCAGCCUGGUGCAGCUCCUCAGCGGGGCUGUGGCUCUGUGUGGGCAGCAGUUGAUGGCAAAGCUGGUCCGCCUGCUUUUCCUCCGGGACAUCCGUUACCUCCCGCCACUGCAGCCCUGCCAGGAAUGCCCUCCGCUGACAUAA
Camelus dromedarius (Arabian camel) is the source of this 2589-nucleotide messenger RNA. Its product is annotated as CD109 antigen-like. The record is from RefSeq and is a predicted model, not a curated record. NCBI's taxonomy places the organism in Eukaryota, Metazoa, Chordata, Mammalia, Artiodactyla, Camelidae. Gene Ontology annotation, molecular function: endopeptidase inhibitor activity; protein binding.